AUGAAGGUUGUAGUUGCGUUUUUGGCACUCUACGUUACCAUUGCUCUUGGCGUAAAGGAGGAGCUCUUUAAAAAGUGUCAUGAAAAUGGGUUUUGCCACCGGAACCGUCACUAUGGUAGUCACAUACUGGAAGCCCAUGAUUGGCCAUACAGAAUAAACAGUACAAGUUUGAAAACGUCGGCUGAGACGAGUCACAUUUGGUUGGAGAUACUUAAAACCAUCAGUCACGAUAAGGAGAUUGUUUUGGAUCUACAAUUGAGUUUACUCAAUGAUGAUAACUUGAGAGUUCAAGUCAAUGAAAGACGCAGCAAUGAUUUAAAAGGUGUUGGGUCAUUGACUACACAUCGGUUUAAUGGAACGGGUAAUUGGGUUCUUGUGGAUAGUGUUACUGAAGGCAAGUUCAAAUCAAUUGAUGCUUCACUGAAGGAGAAACUUGGAUUGAAAUACGGUAAGUACCAUUCAGCAGAAUUGACUUACUAUCCACUUACAUUGAAGGUCUACUAUAAGAACCAAUUACAAAUGACUGUCAACGAUAAAAAAUUUUUCAACCUUGAACACUAUAGAACUAUGGAAGAUAACGAUAUGAAUAUGCUUCCAUUUGAGCUGGACUUUGAUAUGUUUAAAGAUUCAUUUAAAGACUCCAGUAAGGACACCAUACCCUUUGGACCCGAGUCCAUCGGACUAGAUUUUACGUUUAACGGGUAUCAACAUGUUUAUGGUAUUCCUGAACAUGCUGAUAGUCUAAGUCUUCGUGAUACUACUAACAGUGAACCUUAUCGAUUGUUCAAUAUUGAUCUAUUUGAGUAUGAGGUUGGUUCAACUAUGCCAAUGUAUGGAGCUAUACCAUUCCUUUUAGCCGUGAAACCCACCAAGGUAGCCAGUGGGUUAUUCUGGCUUAAUAGUGGUGAUACAUUUGUAGAUAUUGACAAAACUCACCUGAAGGGAGUAUCAACUCAUUGGAUGUCGGAGAAUGGGAUUAUUGAUUUCAUUAUAUUGGUUAAAGAGAGUCCUGAAGCCAUAAAUAAAGCUUAUGGAGAAUUAUCAGGGUUUACACCGUUACCACAACUCUUUGCUCUUGGAUACCAUCAAUGUCGUUGGAACUACAAUGAUCAAGAAGAUGUACUUCAAGUCCAUGAGAACAUGGAUAAGUAUCAAAUCCCAUACGAUACCAUUUGGUUGGAUAUUGAAUAUGCUGAUUCCAAAAAGUAUUUCACUUGGAACAAGAAAACGUUUCCUGAUCCAAGGAAAAUGAUGUUAGAAUUAGAUAGAACGGGUCGGAACCUUGUCAUUAUAGUUGACCCCCAUUUUAAAACAGGAUACUUUGUCAGUAAUGAGUUGAUGAAGCAAGACUUGUGUGUUAAAGAUAACGAGAAUAAGAUAUUGAAAGCUCAUUGUUGGCCUGGAGAAUCCGUUUACAUUGAUUCCCUUAACCCUAAGGCCACCGAGUAUUUGACAUCCAAGUAUCAAAUGUCAUCUAAGAAUACGUUUAUGGGAGGAGAUGACAUCACCAAUGUUCAUUUAUGGAAUGAUAUGAAUGAACCAUCUGUUUUCGAUGGUCCUGAAACGACUUUUUUUAAAGAUACGAUUCAUUAUGGGCGUUGGGAACAUCGGUCUAUUCAUAAUAUGUAUGGGAUGUCAUACCAUAAUGCCACGUUCCAUGCCUUAACCAAUAGAUUGGCACAGAGUUCAAGAAAUAGACCAUUUGUGUUAACAAGAUCAUUCUUUGCUGGUUCUCAACGUACAGCAGCCAUGUGGACUGGAGAUAAUAUGUCUAAAUGGGAAUACUUGAAGGCAUCCAUUCCAAUGAAUAUGAACCAGGGGAUUGCGGGGAUGCCAUUUUCCGGUAGUGAUGUGGGGGGGUUUUUCGGUAAUCCUUCUAAAGAAUUAUUAACUAGAUGGUAUCAAACGGGGAUUUGGUAUGCUUUUUUCAGAGCUCAUGCUCAUAUUGAUAGUCGAAGGAGAGAACCAUGGAUUGCUGGAGAACCAUAUACUAGUAUAAUUCGAAAUGCUAUUAGGUUAAGAUACAGAUUAUUGCCCACGAUUUAUACUACUAUGCAACGAACCAGUGUUGAAGGUGUACCAUUUAUGAGGCCAUUAUUUUACAGUUAUCCUGGUAAUUUGGAUACUUAUGAGAUUGAAAAUGAAUUUUACCUUGGUAAUAGUGGACUUUUGAUAGCCCCAGUAUUAGAAGAAGGAGUUAAGGAGAUAAUCAUAGUGUUACCUAACGUUAAAGAGAUUUACUAUGAUUAUACCAAUGGAAAAAUGUCACUGGAAUCAUAUUAUGGCAAGUCUCAAAUCAUUAAGCAAGUUACUCUCGAAGAUAUCCCCAUGUUUCUUGAAGGUGGGUCUAUCAUUACAGAGAAACAAAGAUAUAGAAGGUCAUCUAAGCUCAUGAUAAAUGAUCCCUAUACGCUUAUUAUUGCCCCAAACCAUGACCAAGGUAAAGCUUCAGGACAAUUAUACAUUGAUGAUUAUGAAACUUAUGAUUACCAAAAUGGCAAAUCUGCAAUGAUUGAAUUUGAAGCCAGUGAUAAGGGAAUCUCAUCGACCUUAAUAAGAGGAGAAGGAGAAGAAUUCAAAGUAACCAAUCAUGUGGAGAAGGUGAUUGUUUUAAACUUUACUAAACAAUAUGACGCUAAACCACUUAAACAAGUGGUUGUUAAUAAGCAGCAGGUUGUGGAGUUUGAAAUCGUCCACAAUAAUCAUCUUGUCAUUAAGAUGCCAAACACACCGAUGUCACAGAAUUGGACCAUUGAAUAUGAAUAUGUGGAAUCAAGUUCUUUACAUGAUGAACUCUAA
Molecule: messenger RNA, 2799 nt
Organism: Lizanozyma spartinae
Lineage: Eukaryota; Fungi; Ascomycota; Pichiomycetes; Serinales; Debaryomycetaceae
Gene: ROT2
Product: glucan 1,3-alpha-glucosidase ROT2
Exons: 1
Coding region: 1-2799 (932 amino acids)
Biological process (GO): N-glycan processing; carbohydrate metabolic process
Cellular component (GO): glucosidase II complex
Molecular function (GO): carbohydrate binding; alpha-glucosidase activity
Source: RefSeq, a predicted model, not a curated record